AUGACGCCGAGACGUAAUACACCGAAGAAGCGGGGCUCUGUUUCUCAGUCUCACUUUCAGGACCCCGACCACCACCUCACUUUGGCCGACGCCGCGGAGGGAACCGAGGCUUUCAAGAAUCGCGUGUCUGAGAUCACGUCGUUCCGCGUAGUGUCGCGCGUACGCCCCUUUAUCAAGGAGGAGCUGGCCGAGAUGGAAGGCCAGGAGCGCCGCUCUAUCGUCGAGAUGGCGGAUACCAAGACUAUCCUGCUAGACCCGAAGGAUAACUGGGCCCCCAAGGCGCAGUUCGAGUUUGACGCCUCGCUCUGGUCGAUCCCGCCAACGCACCGUAUUGUGCACACCUUCCAGGACACGAAGCACAAGACGUACGCAACGCAGAAGGAUGUGUACAACCUCAUUGCCAAGGACCUCGUGCCGCACGUGUUCAACGGCUUCAACAGCUGCAUCCUCACAUACGGCCAAACCGGCAGCGGGAAGACAUACACUAUGAUGGGCUUGUACGACCCGAACGCCUCAUGCGGUGGCGACGGAGAGGAAGGCAUCAUCCCACGCGUGUCGAACGACAUCUUUGUUAUUCUGAAGGAACGCAUGGAGGAGGAGGCGAGGACGAGGAGUCCGCAAAGCCUGACAAAGUUCCGUGUCGAGGUGACCUUUGUCGAAAUUUAUAUGGAGCGUGUGCGUGACCUGCUCGACCCUACGCUGCGCCACACCCGCGGCAACGAGAAACUGCAGGAUGCACGCAUCCGGCAGGACCCGUACAGCGGCCCCUUUGUGGAAGGUGUCACCAAGUACGAGGUGAGUAACUGGGGGCAGUGCUGCAUUCUGCUGGAGCGCGGCUCACAGCAUCGCACAACUUGCGCGACCGCUGUACACAACCAGUCGAGUCGAAGCCAUGCCAUCUUCCAGUUGACGGUGAUACAGGAGGUGGUGGUGCCGAAUGACAACAAGUACGCCCUCCCCACCUUCAAGACCCAGGCGGGUCGUAUCAACCUGGUUGAUCUCGCAGGCUCCGAGCGCGGUGGUUUCCAGGACUACGUUAAGGAGUCGGCAGCCAUUAACACCUCGCUGCUGGCGCUACGUCGUGUCAUCGACAACCUCACGGAGCGGCAGAACAUGCUGAUGGAGAUGGCGGAGGCAGAGAUCACCGGCAAGCGCUACCAAGAGCGGCCUCUCCCCCAGGUGCCGUUCCGUGACAGUGUAUUGACAUGGUUGCUGAGCGACAGCAUUGGUGGCAACGCUCGUACGACCAUGGUAGCCACACUAAGCCCGCUAGUGAAGAACUACGUUGACACCUUGGCGACGUUGCAGUGGAGCAGUAAGGCUCGAAACCUUGUCACACUGGUGAAGAUGAACGACCAGGCAGUGGUGCAGAACGGCAUGGCCUUCCACGCCGGCGCCCUCGACAAAUCCUUGCGCAUUCAACGGCAGAAUUUGGACAGCCUUCGCGAAACACUGCGCGCAAAGCAGGAGGCAGCGCGUCAGCUGGCGCGGCAGACAAAGGCCCUGAAAACGUUGCUCAACAAGGCGCACUCGCGUGAGCUGGCGAUCAAGAAGGACCGCGCCGCCCUCAUUAUCCAGCGCACAUUCCACCGCUUCAUGUUCUACAAGAAGCUCGAGGCUUACGAGCUGCAAUUCGCGAAGCUUCGAAGUGCCGAGAAAAAUGACAACACUGACAACACAGGGUUGCAGAGGAUUCAAAAGGUGGCGGAGGUGCGAGAGCAGGCGGCGAGGGAGGAGUUGAAGGCUAUGGAGGCGCUGACGGACGAAAAGGCUGCCGCCGUGGCGAAGUACGAGAUGGACUACAACAAGCGGGCUGCGCGCCGCCGCGAGGCCGAGGAUCGUCGAGCACAGAUCUUGGAGGCGAUCAACAUCAAUGAGGUACUCCGGCAGUACGGAGAAAAGCGCUUGCAAGAGGUGGCAGAACUUCGUCGCUUGGCCGAUAUCGAAAGGGAGGAAAGGGAGUUGUCCGCACAGAAGCUGGCGGACAUGGAGAGAGUCAUCGCUGUCAGCAAAACGAUCGAGCACAAGCUGAUGGUGGUGGAGGAUCAAGUGAGGCUGGAGACGCUGCGCGAGAAACAUGAGCAAGCCCGCUCGGAGAGGUACGAGGUGCUCCGGACGCUGCAGAGCCUGAGGGAGCGCCACCGGAAGGUGACGAGGACGUGA
Messenger RNA from Leishmania braziliensis MHOM/BR/75/M2904, 2163 nucleotides. RefSeq names its product putative kinesin. Gene Ontology annotation, cellular component: kinesin complex; microtubule. Gene Ontology annotation, biological process: microtubule-based movement. Lineage: Eukaryota; Euglenozoa; Kinetoplastea; Trypanosomatida; Trypanosomatidae. The record is from RefSeq and is a predicted model, not a curated record. The transcript has a single exon. Gene Ontology annotation, molecular function: microtubule motor activity; ATP binding; ATP hydrolysis activity. The coding region runs from base 1 to 2163 and encodes 720 amino acids.